Colletotrichum godetiae is the source of this 1117-nucleotide messenger RNA. RefSeq names its product peptidase S8/S53 domain-containing protein. The transcript is spliced from 2 exons. The annotation marks the transcript as partial. The record is from RefSeq and is a predicted model, not a curated record. Lineage: Eukaryota; Fungi; Ascomycota; Sordariomycetes; Glomerellales; Glomerellaceae. Gene Ontology annotation, molecular function: serine-type endopeptidase activity. Gene Ontology annotation, biological process: proteolysis.
CACACUCCUUUGAUAUACUCUCACUCAAUACUUCAUCAUGAAGAUCCAUUCUUUUAUUUUUGUUGCUGCUACGGCCCUGAUCACGCCUAGCCUGGCGGCGUUUCAUCCCGGGACCGCUGUCAAGGCUAAGCCCGCGGUCAACGCUGGUUUCAUCAUUGAGCUCGAACCGGAUGCGUCAAUCAAUGGUCGUGAGAUUCGCGAAGAUGCACACUCUGCCUUCCAUCGCCGAGCCGAAGGCGUGUUGGAUUACUCUGUUCGUCAUGAAUUCAAAAACGCGGAUUACUUUUACGGAUUGUCUAUCAAUGCAAAGGAUAGUAUCGACGUAGACACUUUGCUUGCCCUGCCUCAGGUCAAGAAAGUCUGGCCCAACAGAUAUUACGACCGACCCGAACCAGUUGGCUCUAGCCGGGGGUCAAAGACUGCUAACCCCUCCGUUCCCGUCGGAGUCCAGUCCAUCCAGCUCAGAGAUGCCGCGCGGGUUGUCACCAUCAACGGCACCAGCGAUGUACUUUCCAGUCUGAAGAUGACUGGCGCUGACCAAGUUCAUGCCCAAGGCUUGACCGGAAAGGACAUCAAGAUUGGUUUCCUCGAUACUGGUGUUGAUUGGCGUCACCCAGCUCUGGGUGGUGGUUUCGGCGAAGGCUUCAAAGUUGCGGGAGGCUAUGACUUUGUGGGUGAUGACUUUGUGGGCUGGAAUGAUCCAGUCCCGGAUGACGACCCUUUAACUACGUGCUUGGAAGGCGGGCAUGGCACACAUGUUGCUGGCAUUCUCGCUGCUAAGGACCCUCAGGGCGUCGGUUUUGGUAUCUCUGGUGUUGCACCUGACGCAUCUCUCUAUGCCUAUCGCGUUAUUAGCUGUAGUGGAGGCGCCACCGAUGAUAUUCUCAUGCAAGGCUUUGAGAGAGCUGCUAGUGAUGGAGUUGAUCUCAUCAGCAUGUCCAUUGGUGCGACGACUAUUUGGGAGGAUGGCUCACCAUAUAUCCCAAUCCUGUCCAAGAUCCAGUCCCAGGGCAUUGGCAUCGUCAUUGCGGCAGGCAACGAGGGCGACACUGGUCUUUACGUCUCCUCGGCACCGGCACAGGACCCAAGUGCCAUCUCAGUUGGCUCCGUAAGCGAC